Messenger RNA from Oenanthe melanoleuca, 8975 nucleotides. RefSeq names its product solute carrier family 24 member 2 (gene SLC24A2). Lineage: Eukaryota; Metazoa; Chordata; Aves; Passeriformes; Muscicapidae. Gene Ontology annotation, molecular function: calcium, potassium:sodium antiporter activity; calcium channel activity. Gene Ontology annotation, cellular component: membrane. Gene Ontology annotation, biological process: long-term synaptic potentiation; long-term synaptic depression; intracellular calcium ion homeostasis. The coding region runs from base 300 to 2252 and encodes 650 amino acids. The transcript is spliced from 11 exons. The record is from RefSeq and is a predicted model, not a curated record.
ACCGCCGCCCGCCGCAGCCGACCGAGCGGGGCUCAGCCGGGCCGCCGUGCCCGUCCCUUCCCUGUCCCCGUCCCCGUCCCCAUCCCGCUCCUUGCUGCCCGUGCUGCCGGGCGCCCGCGGCCGGCCCGCAGCGCAGCGCGGCGCGGCGCAGCUCCGGAUGAAUGAAGAAAAUACAUCCUAUGAAGAGUAAAAGUACUUGAUUCUGGGAAGACUCUUGCAGCACUUCUAACUUUAAAGCUGGAGAAAAGUAUGAAGGAACAGUCCGUCUGACUCCCUCAUCAUCUUGCAGAGAACUCAAAAUGGCUCUUCAGAAAAAAACUGUUUUUGGUGUCUUGGAGGAGUGGUGUUUGGCAGAACCGCUGUUUGGUUGCAGGUGGCACCAGAAUGUCAGGAAAAAACUGAGACUGAUACGGAUUGUAGGGCUCCUUGUCAGUGUAGUGGCCAUUAGUACUUUCUCGCUUUCAAUGAGUGCCUUUUUCGAGAUGGAACCACGUAGCAUGGCGCUGGCCAGCAGCCUAGGUAGCCAAAAGCUGGUGCAUGGGCACCAAAGAACUCUCUUGGAUUUCACAGAACAGAAUGAAAACGGCACUCCAGAUCCACAUGCUGCUAUGAAACACGAAGCUGGGCACGACAAUGAAACAGAUGAUCAUGCGAAGGGAGAGUACCCCGAGGACCUUUUCUCUCUUGAGGAGAGAAGACAGGGAGCAGUGAUCCUCCAUAUAAUUGGAAUGAUUUACAUGUUCAUAGCCUUAGCCAUAGUCUGUGAUGAGUUCUUUGUUCCUUCCUUGACUGUCAUCACUGAAAAACUGGCCAUUUCUGAGGAUGUGGCAGGGGCAACCUUCAUGGCUGCUGGUGGAUCAGCCCCAGAACUCUUCACUUCUUUGAUAGGAGUGUUUAUAUCCCACAGCAACGUUGGCAUUGGUACCAUAGUGGGAUCUGCCGUGUUCAAUAUCCUAUUUGUUAUUGGAAUGUGUGCUUUAUUUUCUAAAGAGAUCUUGAACCUUACUUGGUGGCCACUCUUUCGAGAUAUGUCCUUUUACAUCAUUGACUUGAUCUUGCUAAUCAUCUUUUUUCUGGAUAACUUCAUAAUGUGGUGGGAAAGCGUAACACUCCUGACAGCAUAUUUUUCCUAUGUGACAUUUAUGAAGUUCAAUGUCCAAGUAGAAGAAUUGGUGAAGAAAUUUUUAAACAGGAACAAGGUUGAGAAGGUAACAACAGAUGCUGAAGGGAAGUCCCCUAAUGCUGGAGACAAGGAUGACCAGACAUUGACGACCAAGCCACGUCUCCAGCGGGGAGGAAGCUCUGCAUCUCUCCACAACAGUCUGAUGAGGAACAGCAUCUUCCAGCUCAUGAUUCACACACUUGACCCACUUGCUGAAGAGCUUGGAUCAUAUGGAAACCUAAAAUAUUAUGACACAAUGACUGAAGAAGGAAAAUUCAAGGAAAGGGCCUCAAUUCUGCAUAAGAUUGCCAAAAAGAAGUGCCAGGUGGAAGACAGUGAAAGGCAGAAUGGAGCUGCUAAUCACGAGAAAGGUGCAAAAGUGGAAGUUGCAGUAACACCACCAAGUGAUUCGGGACCAGUGCAAAAUGGAAUCGCCCAUAAUGUUGAAGAGAAUGAAGAGGAUGAGGAGGAGCAGCCUCUCAGCCUGGCCUGGCCUGAAACCCCACGCAAGCAGGUCACCUAUCUUCUCGUGUUACCCAUUGUUUUCCCUCUGUGGGCUACCCUACCAGACGUCAGAAAACCUACAUCAAGAAAAUUUUUUCCUAUCACGUUUUUUGGCUCUAUCAGCUGGAUUGCCUUCUUUUCUUACUUGAUGGUCUGGUGGGCACACCAGGUUGGAGAGACCAUUGGUAUUACUGAAGAAAUCAUGGGAUUGACUAUUCUAGCUGCUGGCACGUCCAUCCCUGACCUUAUUACCAGUGUUAUUGUAGCACGCAAAGGUCUGGGGGACAUGGCUGUAUCCAGUUCUGUUGGAAGCAACAUAUUUGACAUCACAGUGGGCCUUCCUCUUCCAUGGCUCCUGUAUGCUGUGGUUAACAGCUUUGCCCCGGUGACAGUCAGCAGCAACGGUCUGUUCUGUGCGAUUGUCCUCCUCUUCAUCAUGCUGCUCUUUGUCAUCCUCUCCAUUGCUUCCUGCAAGUGGAGGAUGAAUAAAAUCCUGGGUUUCCUUAUGUUUGGGCUUUAUUUUGUGUUCCUGAUUGUCAGUGUCCUUCUGGAGGACAAAGUGAUCCAGUGUCCUGUCUCCAUCUAGUGGAAAGUGCUGUUUCUCGACAAAAAAAAAGAAAAAACAAAAAACUAACAAACAAACAAAAACAAACAAAAAAAAAGAACAAAAACAAAACAUAUAUCUUUAUUAAAGAGAAGAUAAAAAGAUACAUCUUGUCGAAACAAAACAGCUAAAAGAAACCACAGUGGAAGACUUCAGUGGAAAUAACCCAUGGAUCUGUAAAUUUCCUCUUCCUCAAUUUUAAAAGAGUGAAAGAAAAGGAUACAAAGAGUCGAUCUCAGAGCUGAAGAACGGCUGCUGCUGGACAGUGCAGUAAGACUGAAGGGCUGGGUCCGGUGCACCGAGGGUCUCUCUGCUGCAGAAGAUCCUCUCUGCUUCUGCUCUGCCCACGGUACACACCCGCAGACUUCUCGUUCUCUGAGGGAGUGUGCACAGACACACGGUGUGCUCGCUCUUAAAGCUCUCCUCUUCUAAGGGGAAUGCUAAUAUUAACUUUGUGGAGGCACCACCCCCCCACACCCUGGUACAGGACUUUUCCGAUAACCUGCUGAAUCUCCCGAGUGGAAAGCAUACACCAAGUGAUGAGUCACAAACAGGGAAGGGUGUGUAUGUCUCUUCAUGUAAGUGGAUUUAUAUGAUGUGAUUUCAGCAAAGCCAGGGAAUUCAUCAGUGUUUUGAUCAUCUGCAUCACAGGUCUGUAAAGGCAAUCAGCAGGAUGUUAAUGGUGGUUUUUUCCAUCUUGCAAAACUCUUCAGGUUCCAGAAACUCUGUCUCUGGCGCUGAAGGAGCCAUGAUGCCUGACCAUUUUGUAACUGGUGCAGAUUUUCAUUGCAUUCUCGUGCAAAGACCAGAAUGGGGAUAAUCUUUCUUCUCUAAUAGCAACGCAGCAUGCAGUGACAUCAUACAGCUAUGUGAACACACUUUUUUUUCUAAUGCAGCAAUAUCAACAGUACCAAUGGCUUUCAGAUGCUGUUAUGAGUUUGCCUUUUCAUGCCAGAAUAAAAAGGCUAAUUUGCUUAUGCAUAGUAUUUCAUACAGAAAAUAGAAGUAGUUAUAAAGUGGCAGCCUAAUUGCUAAGUGAAUAUAUACUUUAUAGGCUUUCACUAUUACUUGGAGUGUAAGGACCUUCACAGCUACAUAUAGUUAUUGCUGGAAGAGAUCUCCAGCUGUUGUAUAAAGCUGGGACAGUUCACAUUUGCUGUUAUAAAUCUUGAAACUAGGUAGGAGAAACACAAUUUAAAUACAGUGGAGCUGCAGGAAACUUACAUGAAAAUUCUUCAGUAUUGCUGGAAAUGUGUAUGUCUAAAGAAAUUCAGGAAGGAGUGAAAAUGCAACGUCCUUUUUCUGAGACACUGAGAGAAGGAGAAGGUCCAAACCUAGAGAAACAAACAAACAAACAAACAAAACAAGAAGGGGUAAAGCAACAAAUGUUCAUCUUUCUGUAGUUUGGCUGAUUUUUUUAAAAAUGAAAGGACUGGAGAGAAUGUUAAGAAAUUAUUUCACAUAAUCAUAAUUUGUUUGUUUAAGUCUUUUGUGCAAUUAAGAGUUCAUGAAGUUUCAGUGCAUUUCUGUGACCCGUUUCAGCAUUGUUUUAUAUGUGUAUUGUGCUCACAAAGGCAAUGAUAUUCUCAUCUGUGUAACAGAAGGCUCAGCACAUUUUAUCUCGUCUGUUUUUCUCUGCUCCACACUCUGUUUGUUUCUCACUCAUCCCCUUUGUCCUUUACUGUUUUCCUGUUAUAUAUGUUUGUAUGUAAUGGUGUAUGAUUAGAAAGUAAGGACUUGACAGAAAACAAUGGUAGAGAAAACAGUACAAAAUUAAUACUAGGAAUAUUUAUGAAUAUUACGUGAUAUCAUGAAGAAAAAAAUGAGAUGUUGAUGAAAUAAAGGAAGGAUACUAGGAGUUGCAAUGUCUGCUACUCGUAUAUUGUCCUAAGUCCUAGUUACAUACAGAAUCAGUAUUUGAUCUUAAUCAAACAACAAGCUACAUCUCUUGCUUCUUAGUGCUUUUUAGAGUGUGCUUCUCACAUUGAGAGCAAAAACUUGUCUUUGUAUUCAAGAUCCUCCACUGGUGCAGAAUCCCUGUCUUAACAAUUGUGCUGCCCAUCUCUAAUAUUAGUUCCUAGGGGUGUACCUGAUGGAAAAGUGGGAGUAUGUACACAGCUGUGGUGCCCUCUACUGACACAACAGCGACCUAAAGCAAAUCUGUAGCCCAAAUUCUGACCUCAGCUGAAACGGGCCUCCCAAAAUACAGAGCUGACUCCACAGUACGCUCUAUUCCAGAGGAGUCACCAAAUGCUUUUGUCUGUGAUGACAGUGCUCAAAACAGGCAAUCCUUUCUCAUGCUAGACAAAACACUGAUCUAAAGGAGGGGCUGUGUGUGCGGGCACUUCCAAAAUGCUGUGAUGCCCAGAUUCACUGAUCUAGCAUUUCAAAUGGAGAAACCAGACCAGAGUCCACAAUCUCUGUUUUGUAAACGACUUUUUUUUUUUAACUUUUUUUUUUUUUUCCCCACCACUUCAUGCCAUCAUGGUGUAACAACUCCCACACUGGAAUAGGAAAACUCCUACCUGACUUUCAGAGCCUAAGAGCACUCUCUUGAACUCAGGCCAGAGUAAAUGGCAUCAACAGCUUGUAGGAAGACCUUUAUGUGUACCAUUAGGGACUGGUAUCCUGUAAUGGCAUUUCUGUACUGUCUUAAAAUGUGUCUCGUUUCUUUCCCAAGUCCCUUUGUCCCUAUCACAUAUUUAUCUUGGAAGGUAUUAAAAAUAACUUUUUCUCCUCCAGAAUAAGACACUUCAUGGCUCACUGCCUUCUUUCUGUUGGGCAGAUAAUUUUUCAAAUGGCUGAAUAAUUGUGCCAGUGGAACCUCAGAUCUAGAAGUAGUAUGACAGAUUUCAGCUGUGUGGUGCUUUCUGUGAAGGCUGUCUCUGAGCAGGGUUUGUACUUGCCAAGGCACCUCUCUGCUGCUCGGGUGAGCUGUUAGUGGAUAGCUGGAUGCUGAUGUGCUCUUUGAUUACAAGACAACAGCACUGCUGGCUGGUAGAGGAAAAGAGGAGUGGGAUGCAGGGAGAAGCUUAGCCCCUUAUCCUGUAGAAGGAAUGCAAUCUUAAACUGGAAUGCUGAGAGAACAGUCAAAAACUGUUCCAACCCAGUGACUGGAUGUCAGUGAGUUGUCCAGGUUCAAUGCUGCCAGAAAUGCACACACUUGUUGCAACAUUCCUGUUUUACAGUCUCAGCAAAUUUCUCAGCAUGAAGUGUUUCUCAUUGUUCGUAAUUAUUUCAGUGUUGGAUCAUGAACUCUUCUCAACAUUGCACACCUAGAAGCCAAAGUCCAGUUUCUAUUUUCUUCAGCCAAAGUUCUGAACAACUUCCCUAGGGAUCAGUCCUUCACACUGCCCAAAUUCUGCAGCAAGCUGGUUGGUGUUGAAAGCCUCUUCCACCUGCCUGCAUGCCUGUGCUCACUUACUCAAUUGACACUGCUGUCUGCAUAAUCCUUAUGAAGUGUAAAUGAAUAAUAAAUACAAAAAUUGGCAUUAUGAUAAAGACCCUGUUCUAGCCUAGCUCUUUCAGGACACCAGCUUGGCAACAGGGCAAGUAAGAUAAGAAUGCAACUUCAGAUUGAAUAACCAACCCUCUGUGGCACCAUCAUCUCUGAAUGGAAUCAAUGUAGAGUUUUUGGAAGGGAUUUCCAGUAGCAUUUGAAUAGGAUCACGGUUCAGAUUGUAGCCAGUUUUAAAGGUUUUCUGCACUAACUUCGUUGGAAUUAAAUAUGAGAAUGGGCCCCAUUGGUACAAAAUACCAUUGGAGUUCUACAACUAUUCUCUGUUUUCCCUCUGCAGAAGCCACCCUGGUCACAACUUGGUAAAAGCUAUAAAGUGUGAUUAAAAGUGUGGUGAAGAUUCUCUCCUUAAGAACUAAAUGUAGACAUGGAAAAAUCUUUCAGCAAAGCUCUAUGUAUUUUAAAUUAACUAUUUUACUGAAAGCUAGUGCUUUCUUAUAGUGCAGACAGGCUCUUGUGUCUGUAUGCUUCUGCUUAUGUAUCCAGUUGAUGUGGCUGACUGCAUAAACUUCAUGAAGCAUAAAGCACAGUGGGUGACAAGCAAUCUUAUCUAGGUGUCAUUUGUUUGUAAUGGCAAUGAAUCUACCAUAUAAUUUCCACAUAUACUACUCUAAAGUAGUCUAUGGUCACUGUCACUCAUGGUACUGUUUUGUGUGGAUAUGAAGGUCCACAAAGUGGUAAGUUAAACAUGUAGUUAAUCCAAGUACUGUGAAAAAAUAGAUGCUUAGAAAUAUUAAUAAUGUUUGGGUGUUUUUUAAGGGAUUAUUUCUCUGGUUGUCUUUUACUUCAUUACUUAUUUUGCAAAAAAAAAAAAAGGGGAUAUUCAAUUUAUUUUUUUUUUAAUUAUUAUUCUUUCAGCAGUAAUUCUUUAAAAUAGCAUCUUGUGGUCCAUAUAACUUAUGUUCUGAGUCAAGUAUGAGUCUGUAUCAGAUGGCUUUCUUUAUUUAUAACAAGGAAAUAAUCCCUUCUCUAAGAACUGGCCCAAUGAAAUACAGAAGAAUUCUGCCAUUAGCAUGGACAAGACAGAGAAUUUUAUCUUAGGUACCCAUAUUCCAUAAAUAAUACAUAAUACAUAACAAACCUAAUUGUCCUGGGAGCUAUAUACAAAGAGAUAAAUUACACUCACUUGUAUUUGUGGAAACAUUUUUACCUCUUGUAAAUAACAAUGACACAACUAACUGAGAAAGAGGUUUUGAACAGGUGAUUCUGGUUUUUUUCUGCUAUUUCCGGAAAGUUAAAUGGAGGAAUUUGCACCUGUAAAAAUACUUGCAGAAAGUGAUUUUGAGAUGAUCAAAUGGGAUAGUUUGCACUCAACACUGUGGAGAAGAAUCCUGCUCCAGUCCUUCAACAGCCAUGGGUUUCAUUCCUGGUUGAUGUUAAAAUUAUCCUUCUUGGGUCUGUUGCCAUCAGUUACAGCAAUAUCGGUAUUUGAUAUCCAUAAUUUCCAUUGGAACUGGGGAGCGUCACUUCCAAAUUGAAGUUCUGCAGUUCAGUGCACCCAUCAGAUACAGCAGUGACGAAUGGCUCACAGCCCUGUAGCCCAGACAGGCCAUCCUGCAGGUCUGCAGAGUGUUGGGUGUGCAGCAUCCCAGCGCUCGUCUGCCUGGGCUGCAGUGGUUCGAGCCUUCCCCUGCCUGUGCUCCUGCCUCAGCAGAUGCAAGCUGUGUCUCCUCCAGAAGUCAUGUCACCACACUAGCAUGGCUCUGAGCCCGUGCUCCAGCCAGCCAGGCACAGGUCAGCCCCAGCCUAGAAGCCAUGUAAUCCCUUGGAGUGUGGGUAGCCCAGACACGUAAUUGCCCAUAUCCUUCUACAUGAGCCAUAAGUGAAACAGCCCAGGACAAGACUAAUUAAAGAUUGGUAAAUGAACUGUACAUUCAUGUAGAUUUAUUGUAAAUUCACCACUCAUCAAACAUAAAACCGAUCCCAACAAUGAAAUUUGUACACAUUUUUAAAGAUCGUGCACUUUACUAUUUUAUUUUUAUUUUUAUUUUAUGUCACAUAGUUGUCUUAAUGCAAAAAGAAGCCAUAAAAACCCAGAAGACUAGUAUGGGGUUUCUAAGUAAGGGGAUCAUUAAUUUUAAAGUAAAGAAUCAAUUCCAUGUCUCUAUUUAAGGUAUAAUGUCAAAUACUGACAAAUAAAUGUACAGCAAAGCAGGAUCUGGUUUUGCCUUAGUGAUGCUGUGAGUAAUUUGGGGGAGUUUGCUCCUCAUCCUCUUGAGUUUUCCUGUGGGGCUGUACAAAAUGCUGCACACUACCUUUGCAGUAGGGACUCAAUCCUGCUACCCUUGUUCACCCCAGGAGAAGGAAUAAAAUGCUUGCAAAGUCAGGCCCAAUGAAGCAAUUAAAUCAUUCUGCUACUCUGAUAUUUUCUCCCACUGAGAUCACAGUAAAGGAAGCUCUUUAUGUUUUGUAAGUUUAUAAGAGAUGAGUUGCUUCUGUCAGUUUUUCAAAAAGUUUUCAGGGUCAGGUUAUCCAAUAGAAAUCAAUGAUUGAUUUUAAUCCCUUAACAAAAUUAAAUAAUACCAAAGGAUUUCACUUUGUUUUGUGUUCAUUUCCAUUAUCAAGAUCUAAUUGCAGUUCUAAUUUUGCAAACCUGACUCUGACUUACAUGAAUUAAAAUUAAUUCUGUCACUUAAGAUGGCAAGAUCAAGACAUGGUAUUGCAAUGUGAAAAUAGUAGUGUGUUAUAACCGACAAUCAGAUGCUAUUUUUGUAAUAAAGUGUUUUUAGUAUGUUUGUUUCACUUUGUAGUUUUCAUACUGUUAUCAUCCCUCAUUUUCAGCCUAUUGUAAGAAAAAAUCUGAAGUCCCCCAUCUUUACUCAUUUCAAACUUUAAAAGUAAAAAUACAUUGUCACUUAUUUUUUAUUUUCCAAGACCAGGCAACUCCCUGAAAAUUUCUGGUUUUCUCAUGUGUUUAAGUGUAUGGAUCAUUAUUCACUAGAUGAUACUCUUGUAUGUCUGAAUCAGUAUAUUCUUUGUGAAUAUAAGUUUGUAUAUAGUAUGAAAGUUACCUUUAUUUGUACAUAGGCUCUUGGAAAUAAUCCCUUCUAUCAAGGUCCUACUUCACUAUCUACAGAAUGUUUCACUGUGGUGUGUACACUUUCUCACCUUACCACAUUAAUACAGAGUUCUUAAGAUAAAUCACUUAAUGUAACUGGGUUGUCUAAGUGUGAAUAACAAUAACAACA